Messenger RNA from Suillus fuscotomentosus, 15342 nucleotides. Its product is annotated as P-loop containing nucleoside triphosphate hydrolase protein. Lineage: Eukaryota; Fungi; Basidiomycota; Agaricomycetes; Boletales; Suillaceae. The coding region runs from base 128 to 15304 and encodes 5058 amino acids. The record is from RefSeq and is a predicted model, not a curated record. Gene Ontology annotation, cellular component: nucleus; preribosome, large subunit precursor. Gene Ontology annotation, molecular function: ATP binding; ATP hydrolysis activity. Gene Ontology annotation, biological process: ribosomal large subunit assembly; rRNA processing. The transcript is spliced from 19 exons.
UGAAUCCUCCUGAUUGACCACAACGGCGAGCACAGUGAGAUUGACAUCAUCGACCACGACGAGAAGCAGCAAGACAGACUAAAUAUCACAUGCGCCAGCCAAAAGCUUCUUUCCAAAUCAUAUAGCUAUGAUGACCUCGACAAACGCAUUCGACCCGCUCACCAUCAAUCUUGAAAAACAAAAACGUGCACUCUGUGCACUUCUGCCUCCCAAUUCCUUCCAUAUCCAACAUAUAACUGAAGCGAAUACACCAAAACACGCUCUAUCCACAUUAUCUCGACUGCUGGCUGUUCCAGCUCUCACUCUGACAAUCGCUGAUCUGUUCAGACCUCUUUUGAUUGAUUUAUGCGCCAGAUGGCUUCACGACGAUGACGAUAUCGAAGAUAGGUUCAUCGCGUUUUGUCUCCUCAUUGAGCUUCAUGAGGAGCUAUAUCCAUGUCUAUACGCUUUCUUGCAAAAACAGUGUCUAUCCAAGGGACCACUUGCUUUCAUAGCUGCGGCUCCUUCUGUUGCUGAAAUUGAAACCAUUCGUCUGCACCGCAUGUUGCUUGCAUAUUAUCGCCUUCUCCGCGCUAAUCGUCUCCUUCCCAAGCAUCUACUAUGGGACGGGUCGCUACUAUCCAAACUACUCUUCCCGCCUCACCCUGAUACAGGUGUACGAUUACUUGCUGCUCGGUGCUAUGCAUCGCAUGUUAGUAUGGCAGAAAGUGAGCGUGAGAGGUUUAUCACCCAUGUCCUCGGCGAGUUUUGCAGCGUUGAUUGUCCAAUUAACUAUGCCCAGACUAUCGACGGGACUGUUGUUGAUACCGACGGCUGGCUCGUACCUACAUUGGAGAUAAAGCGCAUUUACGAUGCACGCGACGCUAUUCUCGAAAGUUCCGAUUUUUACUCUCUUGACGCAGAGGAUGUAUUGCAGCCUCUCUCGGAGGCAGACCUGAGUCCCUGGAUUGCUAAUAUCCAUGGUUUAUUGAUGCUCAAGUCAUUUCCAACCAUCCCUUCUCCCUCAGAGAUUAUUGCAACGCCUUCCGCUAUAAAUGCUCUCCGUGAAAUUGCGACACACCUUUCUCUCCGCUUGCCUGUCCUCCUAUCUUCUCCACCAUCCUCAGGAAAAUCACUCUUCAUAUCCCAUCUCGCUUCCAGCUUACAUCCGACGAUACCAGUCAACGAGCUCAUCGUGACCGUUCACCUAGCAGACACGUCCCUCGAUCCUCGGGCCCUUCUUGGCUCCUACAUUUCCUCACCAACACAACUCGGAACUUUUGAAUGGAAGGAUGGUGUACUUGUGCGCGCACUGCGUGAGGGGCGCUGGCUGGUGCUUUCUGACAUAGAUCGUGCUAGCAUGGAAGUUUUGGCCCUGCUGAAGCCACUUGUCGAGAGUAUGGGCCUUGGGAAUUGGAUUGGACAUCGCGCAGGUAUAGAGGUCCCCGGAAAGGGUCGCGUUGAGGCGCGUGAAGGUUUUGCACUUUUUGCAACUCGAUCGCUUGCUGUUGGGCACGGAAAGAAGGUGCCUGCCCCAACAUUUUUUGGUUCCCACAAAUGGCAUGAAGUGAUAGUGGAUGCACCAGAUGCAGAAGAGGUCAGAUCUAUCAUGGAAAGCAAGUUCCCGAAGAUUGUGGGGGCUGCUGGGGCUCUUAUCAAGCUCUGGGACGAUGUACAGGCACUCGGCUCAACGUCAUCUUCGCGUCCUGUCGGGCUACGUGAACUUCAGAAGUUUUGCCAGCGAGUUGAGCGCCUCCUGCCGUCCAGCCAUACGGUGGAUGUGGACAUGGAUAAUGACACCCAGUUACCACUCUUCAACAUCUUUCCCAAUCCCAGUCUUCGUGAAGAAAUAUUCCUCGAGGCCCGUGAUGUCUUUUUCGGUGCGGGUGCUCUCACUGCAUCUGCGCGUGCACACUCUGCGCGGGUUUCCUCUGUUAUUGGGGCACACUUGGAUCUGGAUGCAGAGCGGCAGGCUUGGUUGCUUUUCAGACACACAUCGGAUUUCGAAGUUGAGAAAGACGUCAAUGGAGAUGUGCUCGCAGCACGCUGUGGGCGCACGCGUCUCCCCGCUCGUCCCAUGAAGGGCAUGAGCACUGGUGCAUCCUCACGACCCUUCGCAUUGCACAAGCCAGCUCUGUUACUCCUCUCGCGUAUCAGCACCGCACUCGCGCUGUCCGAGCCCGUCCUGCUUACUGGUGAGACUGGUACGGGUAAGACGAGCGCAGUAACAUACCUUGCAUCAUUAUUGAGACGUCCACUUAUUUCCCUGAAUCUCUCGCACCAAACGGAAGCUUCAGAUCUUCUGGGAGGCUUUCGUCCUGUCGAUGCACGCGUCAGGGGUAGCGAGUUGAUGGAACAUUGGAGCGAGUUAUUCGGGAGAACGUUCAGCCGCAAACGAAAUGCGGGUUUCGAGGAUGGUUUGAGGAAAGCUGUGAGAGAAGGGCGGUGGAAGAGAGCUGUUGGUAUGUGGAAGGAGAGUGGGAAGAUGGCAAGGGAGAGGAUUCGGGGCAAGGUUGAAGGAGAUAUAGGGGAGAACGACUCUGACGCACCGAGAAAACGGAGAAAAGUCGAGGCCGAAAUGAAGGUUUCCGACGCGGACUGGGAACGAUUUGAGAAGGAUGUGGAUGAGUUUGACCUUCAACAUGCCCAAGGGAAAGGUAAAUUCACGUUUGAUUUUGUGGAGGGUCCACUUGUGAAGGCUCUGCGCGCUGGUGAUUGGGUUCUCCUUGACGAGAUCAACUUGGCAAGUCCGGAGACAUUAGAGUGUAUCACAGGCCUCCUGCGCGGUCCAACAGCCUCGAUCACCCUCACUGAGCAAGGCUCCCUGUCUGCUGUCCCACGCCAUCCUGAUUUCCGUCUCUUCGCAUGCAUGAACCCCGCUACUGACGUCGGCAAGAAAGACCUCCCGCCCACCAUCCGUACGCGCUUCACAGAAAUUGAUGUCCCUCCCCCCGAUGCAGAUCGUGAGACGCUACUCAGUAUUGUUUCGCAGUAUAUCGGAGCAAGCGCGGUUGGUGAUAAAGGUGCUGUGAUGGAUGUCGCAGAGUUCUAUAUCUCUGUCAAGGGUGCAGAGCUGGCGGAUGGCUCAAACAAGAAGCCACAUUACAGUAUGCGCACCUUGGCGAGAGCCCUGACGUUUGCUGCAGAUAUUGCAGGGUCGUUCGGGUUGCGACGGGCGCUUUGGGAGGGGGUGUUGAUGGCAUUCACCAUGGUGUUAGACGGAGGAAGCGCAGAAACUGUUACUGCCCUUGCACAGAAGCAUAUCCUUGCUGGUGUCCGCAAUCCUCGAUCGUUACUUGCCAGGGAACCCAGUUUUCCUCCUGGGCGGUCUAUAGAAGAAUUCAUCAAGUUUGGACCGUUUCAUCUUGAGAAGGGACCACUCCCCGAGGACCCCAUGGAGGAAUAUAUCAUGACACCAUCGGUCGAGAAGAAGCUCAUUGACCUCGCAAGAAUCGUUUUGACUCGACGCUUUCCCGUGCUCAUCGAGGGUCCUACCUCAGCAGGCAAGACGAGCGCAGUGGAGUACCUCGCUCGCAGAACCGGUCACAACUUCAUCCGUAUCAAUAACCAUGAGCACACUGACGUGCAGGAAUACCUCGGCUCAUAUGUUUCUGAUCCUGCCACUGGCAAGCUCGUAUUCAAAGAUGGCUUGCUUGUCCAUGCUCUCCGACAUGGACAUUGGAUCGUACUGGACGAGCUGAACUUGGCACCUACAGACGUGUUGGAAGCUCUUAAUCGGCUGCUAGAUGACAAUCGGGAACUUGUCGUUCCGGAGACACAAGAGGUCAUCCGCCCACAUCCACACUUUAUGUUAUUCGCAACACAGAAUCCUCCUGGCCUAUAUGCAGGGAGGAAGGUUCUGUCCCGUGCCUUCCGAAAUCGUUUCCUCGAGGUUCACUUCCAGGAUGUGCCUCAAGCGGAGCUUGAAACCAUUCUCUGCCAGCGUUGCCGUAUCGCACCUUCCUAUGGCCAGAAAAUCGUCAGUGUGUUCCGUGAAUUGCAGAAACGUCGUCAGUCGAGUCGCGUUUUCGAGAGCAAACAAGGUUUUGCAACUCUUCGUGAUCUUUUUAGAUGGGCCGGUCGUGAUGCAGUGGGUUAUCAAGAGUUGGCAGAGAAUGGGUAUAUGCUACUUGCGGAACGUGCACGACGCGAAGACGACAAAGUCGUAGUGAAGGAGGUCAUAGAGUCUAUCAUGAAAGUUCGCAUCGACGAGCGAGCGAUAUACGACAUUCAUUCCACAGUAGGGGAUGCACAGACCUUUUUAGGAUGCCCCAUACCGCCAGACUCACAGGUUGUCUGGACAAGUGCAAUGCAACGGCUCUUCGUCCUGGUGUCACGUGCCCUGCGGUUCAACGAACCCGUGCUUUUGGUGGGAGAGACGGGUUCUGGGAAGACAUCUGUCUGUCAGCUCUAUGCAGAAGUCGUGUCCAAGCAUCUGUAUGCGCUAAACUGCCACCAAAACACAGAAACCGCAGACCUUAUCGGUGGCUUGCGACCUGUACGCAACCGUGCCUCGGCCGAGGCCAAUAUUAUCCGUGAUGCUCAUACGAUCCUUGAGCGUGCAGGCAUUGACGACAUACCUUCUAAUUCCCAACAACUGUUGUCCCGAAUAAAUACGCUCCUGAAGGCAGGCAAGGAUUUGGACCCGUCGUUCCUGACUCCAUUACGCGAAAUUCAGGAGAACCUCAACCGGAUUUGCUGCUUGUUUGAAUGGCAUGAUGGGCCGUUAGUCCGCGCAAUGCGUGAAGGAGACGUCUUUCUUCUCGACGAGAUUUCCCUUGCCGACGAUUCUGUUCUAGAACGUCUGAACAGCGUCCUGGAACCUGGUCGCACAAUCGUGCUUGCAGAACGUGGCGGUAUUGACGGUGAUUAUCCCGCCAUACAUGCUUCCAACGAGUUCAAGUUGCUUGCUACCAUGAACCCGGGCGGUGAUUAUGGGAAGAAGGAGCUAUCUCCCGCUCUACGAAACCGUUUCACGGAGAUUUGGGUACCAGCAGUAACCAGUCAAGCGGAUUUGCAGUUGAUUGUUGACUACUCAUGGAAGCACGACUCUAUGAAGCCGUUCACGGGUCUGCUCCUGCAGUUCACAAACUGGCUUCGGGAUAGAGUUCACGAUCCUGCUAUUUGCUCCCUGCGAGAUAUAUUGGCUUGGGUGACAUUCGCCAAUGCUGCAUGCUCUGGCAGUGCAGAAACGUCCAUGUUACCAGCGGAAAUUUUUCAUCACGCGGCCCACAUGACUUUCCUCGACGGUCUUGGAUCCUUGCCACAGCUAGCUUCCUACUCGUCUGAUGCGCUCAGUCGACUGAGGAAUGAUGCCAUUGAGAAGUUGCAGCUGCUCGUGCCAUUCAAGGAAGCCGAUAAUUCAUAUGCUUUUGAUGCAUCAAACUUCGUGCAGCUUGGAUCUUUUGCCAUCUCUAAAGGCCCAUUAAAAUCAGUAUUGCAUAACUUCAAUCUGCAGGCGCCGACUGCUCGUGAGAACGCAAUGCGAGUGGUCAGGGCAUGUCAGGUUUCCAAGCCGGUCCUCCUAGAAGGCAGUCCAGGCGUCGGAAAAACCAGUUUGAUCACUACUCUUGCCAUGCUUUCAGGAUAUCAUCUCUGUCGAAUCAAUUUGUCCGACCAAACAGAUCUUAUGGAUCUCUUCGGUUCCGAUCUUCCUGUCGAGAAUGGCUCUCCAGGAGAAUUCGCCUGGAAAGAUGCCGAAUUCUUGACAGCCAUGCAAGAAGGACAUUGGGUUCUCCUCGAUGAAAUGAAUCUCGCACCCCAGGCUAUCCUCGAGGGACUUAAUGCUGUUCUGGACCACCGAGGUACUGUAUAUAUUCCCGAGCUCGGGAGAUCCUUCGUCCGGCAUCCCGCUUUCCGUGUCUUCGCAGCACAAAAUCCACUCCAACAAGGAGGAGGUCGCAAAGGACUUCCAAAAUCUUUUAUGGACCGCUUCACGAAGGUUUACAUCGAGGAGCUAUCCCCUGAGGAUCUUCUUCUUGUCUGUCAAGAGCGUUUUAAGGGUUGUGAUGAGGACAUGCUACGCGCCAUGAUCACAUACAACAACCGCCUGAAUCAGGAAGUUGUACACAAGAGGACUUUUGGUCGCGACGGCAGUCCUUGGGAAUUCAACCUUCGCGAUGUUCUCCGCUGGGGAGAGCUAUUGCAAUCAUCGCCCAUUUCACAUCAUCCUCGAGAUUUCUUGCGAGCCAUCUACCUCAGCAGGUUCAGGACUCUCGCUGAUCGUAACUGCGCUCAACGAUUGUUCGAUGAAAUCUUUUCUACAUCUAGCCCAACCAUCCUUCACAAUCCGCAUCCUAUCAUAUCAUCGUCACAUUUCCGUAUCGGGCACUACCUCGUAGAACGACGUAACAACACCCUUAGUCUUCGACCCAGGUGCCUGCUACAAGCGCACUUUGCUACACUAGAAGCCAUUGGGGCAUGUCUCUCUAGGUCGUGGUUAGUCAUUGUUACAGGACGACACGACAGCGGUAAGUCAGAACUCAUCCGUACUGUCGCUGAUCUUUCAGGGAAUAUCCUUCAUGAGAUAACUAUCACGAGUUCUACUGAUACCAUGGAUAUCCUUGGAGGUUUCGAACAAAUGGAUCAUCGUACCCGAGUACUUGCUCUCGUUCAAGAUAUCAUCAAUUAUGGAGAAAGUCGUUCCAAAUACCUGUCUAGCUGUACCACCGAUCACCAGACUUAUCUCUCGCUUCUUCUCGGGUUAUAUUCAUCACCUCUAUCCUCCAACUCCCUCCUCCAUUCUGCAGCACAAGUACUAUCGACCUUCGCUGACGAAAAUUCUACGGAUGAAACACAGGCCUUACUGCAUCGCGUUCGGCAAUUAUCGUCCGUGGUGACAUCCAGUGGCCAAUUUGAAUGGGUCGAUGGACCUCUCGUACGCGCAGUCAAGUUAGGGCACUGGGUAGUUCUGGACGGCGCGAAUCUCUGUAAUCCUUCCGUCCUCGACCGACUGAACUCUCUUUGUGAACCUGGUGGAGUUCUCGUUCUCAGUGAGAGAGGAUAUGUCAAUGGUGCGGUACAAAUGCUUAGACCGCAUCCCAACUUUCGUAUGUUUAUGACAUCUGACCCUCGAUAUGGCGAGCUAUCGCGUGCGAUGCGAAAUCGUGGUAUUGAAGUGUCAUUGGCUGCUUCCUUAUCCUCAGAAGAUGAACUUCGCCUCCGAAUUCAUCAUCGACUUCCUAGGACCAUCUUAGGCACAGGUCCUCCUUUCGUCAUGACCUACGAGCUUGCACGCAGAGGAAUCUACCACACCCAUCGCGGGGAAAGUAGUGACUCGUGGCCAUCUGGGUUAGUUGAAGAAGAGUCUUCCACAUCUUCGUUGAUCACUCUGGCACCGUUCCUUCGACCAUCCAAAUCGGACCUGCGCGCUAUGAUUCAUUUCAUGCUAAGGACAAUCUCUUUGGAUGUGACUUCUUCGUUGCGGCGCUUUAUGAAGUUCGCAAUGCCUUCGUGCUCAUCACAGUUUAUUUUGGACGGUGCCCUUUCCUCGGGAGCUUUCAAGCUCUUUACUGAGUGGCGAAGAGAUCUCCUCACUUCCCGAGUUACGAACGACGCUAUUACAGCUCUGCCAAUGGAUACUUUCAUGGUAUGUCCGCCAUGCAAGUUCUGCAGUCAUGAGGACGGACAUCAUCCAAUACACUUGAUGCUUCUUCAAACUUUGAACUUGAUCGCAGCAAUAUUCAUCGAUGAUACCGAGCGAGCGGAGAUGCCACAAGAACUGUACGGCAUUUGUGCGAGCAAGAUAACUUUACCAACACGCCAGCAACACCCGACAUAUCUACGACUGUUAGAUGCUAUUCAUGAAGUUUUGAAAGAGGCGCGUAGAACGGCUGAGGAGGUUUUCAACCAAAUCGUCAGAAGAUCUGAAGUUCAGCUGGUGGACCUUGAACUUGCCCUCAAAUUACUUAGUAUUUCCAGGCAACUCCGACGAUCAGGAACGGGCACAUAUGUCGAUUACUCCUCGAUACAGGCAUGCUCUAGGUCAAUCGUAGCCGCGUUACAAUUACGGAGCUGCUCAACAUUUGAACGUCUCGCAAGUGUUUCUGCUGUAUUAGAUGAGGCAGUUUCCCCCACCUCUGGAUUAGGUUUGACAGAAAUGUGGACGCACUUGUUCGCGCCAAUGACUAUGGAAGUAUCUCUUCCAGAGAUCAGAAGGCUCGAGCAUGUCGCUGGGCAACUACAUGAAGGCUUAAAUCAGCACGUCCAUCGCAGGCAAAUUCUAGAUGUCUUAUCCCUUUAUACCCUUCCGCUUAUGAGCACAGUAUCCACUGACUUGGAGAUAGAAUUAGCACACACGGUGAAAGAAAAGGUUACGUCGAAUUUCCAAGGGGGCAACAAUUCUCUCAAACGAUAUGCUUCUCCUUCUCUCCUUAUCUGCGAAUUGCUCUGGUUGAGUGACAUUCGUGAAGCAUCAUCAUCGACCGUUCCUCCUGCCAUGAAACACUUGAUUGAUGUGGCAUGUGAGGAACCACGCGAGGAUCUCAUUCGCUUUGCAUCGUAUCAGCAUUUCAUAUGGGCACAUGACGCAGGAGGGGGAGUUCCCACGCAUCUCUUGACUGCUUUGCAGACUGGAUGGCUCGCAAGUCUGUGGAAUUCAAGCUUAACUCAGGCAGAAAUUCUUGAUGGACCGGAUGUCCUCCUUUGUCCGACUCUUCUUCGGGCCUCCAUAAAUUUGAACCAAGCGCAGAGCGUUUCACUAUCUUCCCUCGAAGGGCACGAAGUUUCUGUUCGUCGUCACCUACGGCUGCUCUCUAUGCAAUGUGUUGUUCAUGAGUCGCGGGUACAACAAUUGUCGGCAUUCAUGUACCAAUGUAUUCUAUCUGUGGCAUCCUGCUUCGCUUCAUCAUUUGAUGAUAUUAACUGGCAAGCCAUGCUCGGAUCUGCCGUCAACAGCAGCGCCUUUCCCAUGACAAUGUUGUCUCUCCUCGAACAUUCCAAGCACGAGCCCUUGAAAGCAGCUAUCCAUCUGUUUUUGCGCCCCAACCUCAUACGGUUCGCAACCGACCACCAGCCACGAGACAUAACAGCGGCUCGCUUGGGGCGUUGCUAUAUUUCUCUCAGUAGAGUGAUCCUCAACCUAUCCAUUCCUGAUCUUCCGGUAGACCCCGCAACCGUGAUCCGUCGUUUAGCGGAAUAUUCGCAAGAAGAGACUGAUUUUCUGUCGACCCAGUCGUCUCUCCAUAAAGCAUGGGAACAACGAACCGCUGGCAAUCUAUCCAACAGUGUUAUACAAUAUCUCGAUGUUUUAUCUGAAGCCGAACACAAAAAUCUACCACUGGGUUCCUCAAACCUUCCCCGACGACCUGAUGGUAACCGCAUUCACGCAUUUUGGUCCGAGGUUUCACAGUUUCAAAGUCAAGUCAUCCAACCCAACAAGGUUGAUGAUUUAACUGCCAUUCUCGAAACCGGCGAUCCUUCUUCUUUCGCGCGUGAAUCCGUGAUGCAGGAAUCAAUAUCUGGGUUUUGUCAACGGAUGGACGAUCUUUACCGCGACUUUGAAGAUAUUGCAAAGAUUAUUCGCCUAGCGCUCCUCCUCCUCCGUUUCGGGAUCCGACUUAUUCGCUGUUCUGCGCAGCAAAUGUCCUACGCACAGCAUGCUCAACAGAACAUAGCUGCUGCUUCCCUGGUGACAUAUCCAUCUCUUCGCAGUGCGCAACUGUUGCAGACGCAACUUGAACGAGGAGCUGCAUCCGGAGCAUCUCCCUCUGACCAGGUCCUACUGCAUGUGUCAGCCAUAGGCCUCCGUGCUGCUAUAUCAGGCCUCGCUCCCCAUGCUGCUGCUGUUCAUGCGGCAUAUGAGCAAGCAUUCAGGCUCUGGACUAUGGACCGCACUCGCCAAAAUGAGAAGGAACACGAUGACUCGUCGCUAUACAGACGUAGCACCCUUAAUCACGAUGCCUCCACGGAAGUUGAAGCGGAACAGAAAGAGUUUUUGGAGCUGUUCCCAACAUUUGAGGACGCACUCGCUAGUCCUGACGGCAUGCCCAACAAGAUUCACGAAAAACCCUCUGAGUUCUUUAGUGCUUGCGCAGCCGAAGCGUUGUUGGGGAUGCACUUCGGACUCACUGGAGUCACUAGUAUCGGUAUCAGCGUCGGAGGUCCCAAUACGAGGUUUAAUUCAUCUCGUCGGUCGGUUUUGAAGACGCUCCUCGACAAUCGAUAUCCUACUCUCCCAGACACCCUUGAUGAUGAAUCGUUGCACGAACAGCUUUCUUUAGUCCACGAUCAUCUUCUCGCGCUGAAGUCUCAGGAGCGCCCUACUGGUCAGCUGUUCAACUUCUAUACUGACGCGAACAUAAGAGAGGCGAAGAAGGCCCUUGCAGCAGUGGGCUCCCUUAGAAUACGGUUGAUCGCGCUCGUCGAAGACUGGCCAGAUCAGAUGGUUUUACAGCACCUGAAAGACCGUUGCGAUGCGUACCUGGCCCUGGACAUAAACAGUCCCAUUGCCAAAUUGUUGUCCGGCCUGGAGCAAAUCAUACUGCAGACAGACGACUGGGAAAUGUACGCACACCGAGGAAAUAGCCUCAAGGCACAUCAGCAAGAGUUCAUAAUGCUCGUUGUAGAAUGGAGACGCUUGGAACUAUCGUGCUGGAAAGUGCUAUUACAGUCUCAAUCUGACUCGUUCACCAAAGGAGUUUCGGAAUUUUGGUUCCGACUGUAUGAUCUCACAGUGCGCGGCACCCUUAGUGCAGCUCAAGAGGAUGAAGGCGCAGCUACUGGAGCUCUCCAACAAUAUCUCAGGCAACUGCCAUCACUCCUGGAUGACUUCAUGCGUUCCAGCGCUCUGGGUCAAUUCCAAGUCAGGUUGGAUCUCCUCGGGACUUUCAGGGUCAUCGUCGGUCAUAUCGCAUCUACGUUGGACGGAUGGCAGCGCAAUGCCCUUCAACGCGUCGAACUUGUCUUGACGUCCACUCGGAGAUACUAUCGAUUGUUUGCAGCCCAGUUAGCCGGAUCUCUAGCGGAUCAAAGAGGAGAACUUGAGAAAGAUGUUCAGGCAUUCAUAAAGCUCGCCAGCUGGAAAGACAUCAACGUCCAAGCCCUGAAGCAAAGUGCUCAACGAACGCAUCAUCAACUCUACAAGCUAAUCCGCAAAUUCCGGGAGAUCCUGCGUCAGCCCAUUGCUGAGCGCAUACUGCCGACAUUCGCUGGUGAUGCAGAAUGCACCCAGUCAAUAGAUGUUCUGGGUUACUCGGGAGAUCUGCUCCCCAUAGCAUACACUCUGGAGCGUGGCAACUCUCUUCAACCGAACGAAACCUAUUUCACACCAUCUCACCUUGCCAAUUUAAACCAGACACUCGAAAGAUUCCAUAGGCUUAUGAACAGUCGUAUUCGGGCUUUCCUGCGCCGACGUCUUCCUCAUCAUGUUGACCAACUUGCGGUCGAGAUCAUACUUACCGUACGAGACCUAGCAGCAGAAGGCGUGCCCCCAGGUCUUUCCAAGGAGAAACGAGAAAAAUACGUGAAGGGCCUGCUGGUUCGCAAGAGGAAGGCUUUGAGUGAUCUCUUGAAGGAGCUCAAACGUGCCGGUCUCGCUGCCAAUGUCAAACCCGAAGUGCUCAGCGAGCUCAGAGAUGAAAGCUGGAUACGAGAGCAACCGUCGAUGCCUCCAGAAAGUUCCAUACACGUCGAGAAAGGGGAGUAUUACUUCGACCGCCUUCGUGGUGCUCUUUCGGCAGUCAGAGUCUUGGUUUCCGAUCAUCACUCGGACAUAAGCACGCGUGAUUUGCUUCGAGGUAUUGCCUUUGUAGAGUCUGGUUAUUCAUUAGCUCUUAAGGCGAGGUCUUCGUUGUCAACAGCUUUUCAAUGUUUCAUCGACAUCAGACGGUGCACCGAGCGCCUUCAGACCCUCGUCGAAGCCCCCCUACUUAUCACCAAAGGAUUCUCCCCCGCUCGUCUGCUGCAUCUAUGUCAAGCACUCGGCAACGCCGUGCAUGCUUUUGAAGAACUUCUCCAAGGAAUUCGCCUUUUCAUCGAGAUUCAGGAGGACCAGGGCGCCGCACCAUUAGUCAUGGUUGAGGUUCAAUCAGUUUAUGCCAAGACACUAGUUCUUCGUGACCGUGCUUCAGAAGUUUUACAAGGAAGCCAGCACGCAAUGCCUAUGGUGCUACCUGUCGAACACUCCACUGUUAAAGAAGCUGACGAACAUUUCCGUGCCAUUCCCGACUACCUCCAGAAGAUGACAAUGGCGGAACCACGACUCAGCUACAUCUUGUCUCCUAUCGAGCAAUGGCUCCGUAAUCAAUACGUUUCUACAGAUGCCGAGACAACAUCCGGAGCUGCAGAGUCAUUGGCUGCGGAUGUCAUCAUCGAGACGCUUUUGGUGACAGUGCAAUCCCUCUUGAAAAGAUGUCCGGAAGGGUCUACCGACGAGCCUCUUGAUGAUGAAGCCCAGGAUAAUUUCAUCCGUGAAGAUUUGCGCACAAUUUCAGGCUUCACUCAAUCCUUAGACCUUGAAGUCCUCUUGGAGCGGCUGCAUGUCAUGACGACCCAUCUUUCCUCCCUUUCACAGUCCGACAUCCAGGCAAGCCUUCGGCGCCUCCUCCCCUUUCUUCAGUGCUACAUUUCUUUCGUGGGAGAACACCUCAUGGUGCACAGUCAGUGGACAAAGGCCCUCUUCAAGCUUGAUUUCAUCGUUUCCUCUACCAUGCAUACUAUCGCUAGGCAAGGCUUUUGUUUGCCCCCGGAUACAACUGAUUCGGGUGAUGCCGAAGGUGGCACCGAGACUGCUGGGGGAGUGGGCCUAGGUGAUGGAACGGGAAUGGAGAACGUCAGCAAGGAGAUCGAGGAUGAAAGUCAGGUUGAAGGAUUAAAAGGGGAUGAAGGUGAAGCUCAAGAUGAGCAGGGGCACGGGGCUGAUGAUAAUACUAUUGAGAUGAGCGAGGAUAUUGGUGGGGAGAUGGAAGAUGUGCCAGAUGAUGGAGAUCAGGACGGGGAUCAGGAAGAUGAUGACGAUGAACAGGAGGAGCCGGAUGAGCAGCUGGGGAAACUUGAUGCAGGCGAUCCGAAUGCAGUCGACGAAAAGCUGUGGGGAGACGAAUCUACGGAAUUAGAUUCCGCAGAUCAGGACCAGGUUCCCCAAGACCGCUCAGAUUCGCAGCAGGAGGAAUCAGAGAUCGUAGCCAAGGAGCGCGACCAAUCAAAGAAAGAGGGUGGAAAGGAGAAGGAGAAGGAGAAAGAGAAAGAGGAAAAGAAAGAUGGAACGGUCGAUGAAAAAGGCGAGGAGAUCCAAGAAAGCGAGGAAAACAAGGGCGAAGAACCCGACGAAGAUUUGGAGGCCCCGAAUGCAAAUGGUGCGCCCAUGGACGAGUACAUUCCCGAUGCCAACACUUUGGAUCUGCCCGAUGACAUGGCUCUGGAGCCUGACGAACAAGGGGAUCAGGGAGGACUCGAAAUGGGGGAUGAAAUGGAUACAGAGUUGGACGAAGAUGAACAACACACCGAUGAGAUGGAGGAAACAGACAGCCUUGGAAAGGACGAGUCUCCAGGGGAUAUACCAGAACCUCAAUCGCAAGAAAACCAGCCGCCGGAUCAGCCUCCCCAAGCUACAGACCAUGAUGCAGACAAUGUAGAGGAAGACGUCGAGGAAGGCGCUAUUGCUCAGCCAGAUGUUUCUCCUGGGAACGGAGAUGCUGGGAACAAAGACAAUGAGCCACAGGCCAAUGAUGGUGCACAACAAGGGCAGGCAGGCGACGCAUCUGGUGAGAUGAAGGACGAUGCCGCAGCACCUGAACAGAGCACCAACGAGACCUCUGAAGAAUCAAAACCAAGAGAUGAUGCUGAACCCUCGAAACCAUGGUCUUCCACUGACACGGCCACGAAACCAGGUACAUCAGCGGAGGGCAUGCAGCAUGGUGGAGCCUAUGCCCGCCAACACACCGAACUCACCACGAACCCUAUCCGUAACCUUGGUGAUGCACUCAAAGAGGUACAACAGCGCUUCGAAGAUAUCCUGGGCGGUGGAGAGUCUUCCCCGUCCGCUGCAGACCAAGCUGCUGAGCAAAUCGAGUAUGCUGAUGCGGACGAGGAGAUGCAGGCUUUGGGUGCAGCGGGCGAGGAGCAGGUUGCGAAGCUGAAUGAGCUAAGGCUUGUUGAUGAGAAAACAGAAGCAGUCGCACUACCCAUGGAUAUCGAUGCUCCCCGCACGGAUGAGCUUGCACCACCACCACAGCCAUUGACUGCAUUGCAUACGGAGCCAGUGACAGAGGGUGCACGUCCAGACAUAGAAGGCGCCAUAACUAAGUUGGAGACGCACUCUGGUGCAGACCCCGAACAUGUUUCCUCACGCCGUGAUCCUUCAUCUUUACAAGCGGAUGUCGAUGAAGACAUGGAACAAUCCAGUCCAGACAGCUCCUUUGAAAACAUAGAGGCAGCCCUCCAGACCUGGCAGGAUUCAGGCUAUACCUGCGAAGAUGCUGAAUCUCUUUGGCGGCUUUACACGUCCCUCACACACGACCUCUCUUACGCUCUUUGCGAACAACUGCGUCUUAUCCUUGCACCCACCCUGGCCACUCGUCUCAAAGGCGACUACCGGACAGGCAAGAGGCUCAACAUGAAGAAGAUCAUUCCUUAUAUCGCCUCUGACUACACCAAGGACAAGAUCUGGCUUCGGCGCACGCGCCCCAGCCAGCGCGAAUACCAGGUCCUUCUUGCACUCGAUGACAGCCGCAGUAUGGCAAGCUCCCGCAGCGUACAUCUUGCUUAUCAGACACUUGCCCUCGUGAGCAACGCCAUGGGGAAACUUGAGGUCGGCGACGUUGCAAUUGCCAGGUUCGGCGAGGGCAUGGAGUUACUUCAUGGCUUUGACGAAGGACCAUUCACGGAUGCUGCUGGUGCAAAGACGCUCGGCGCGUUCAGAUUUGAGCAGCGUGCCACGAACGUCCUGGAUAUGGUAGAGAGGAGCCUCGAAGUGCUAGAGAUCGCCCGAGAAAGAAAGGCCACCGGGUCGGCAAGUGCAGGUGAACUAUGGCAACUUGAGAUCAUCAUUUCGGACGGUAUCUGUCAAGAUCACGAGCGUUUGCGGCAGGUGCUGAGACGGGCAACAAGCCAACGCGUUAUGGUCGUGUUCAUCAUCAUUGACUCACUGCACUCGACCUCCACUUCUGGGCAAGGGCAAACACAAGACGCUUCUGCUGUACAGAACUCAAUCGUUUCGAUGAAUCAAGUCGCCUACACGAUGAUCAACGGGCGCAUGGAGCUUCAGGUAGAGAGGUAUUUGGAUUCUUUCCCAUUUGAUUACUAUGUGGUGUUACGAAGCGUUGAGGCGCUACCUGAAGUACUGUCAGAUACACUUAGACAAUUUUUCGAAAGGAUCUCCGAAGAGUAGAAUACUAUAUGAAUGAUAACAAUUGAGUUCUACUUGCA